Messenger RNA from Andrographis paniculata, 1048 nucleotides. Its product is annotated as probable 2-oxoglutarate-dependent dioxygenase AOP1.2. Lineage: Eukaryota; Viridiplantae; Streptophyta; Magnoliopsida; Lamiales; Acanthaceae. The transcript has 3 exons. The record is from RefSeq and is a predicted model, not a curated record. Bases 50 to 973 code for a protein of 307 amino acids. Gene Ontology annotation, molecular function: dioxygenase activity.
CCGGUCGUCUUCCUCAUAGCCCUACCAGAACCUGCAAACCCUAACUACAAUGACCACUCAAAUUCCCGUCAUUGAUUUCUCAGACUUGGAGCAGAAAGCUUCAUGGCAAUCGAUAAAGAGCCAAGUGAAGAAAGCCUUGGAGGAAUACGGCUUCUUCGAGGCGAAGUUUGAGCAGAGUCCUCUCCAUGUCCGACAAUCGGCGUUCGAAAAAGUCCAGGAAGUCUUCAAUCUCCCGAUCGAAACAAAACGGCUUAACAAUUUCAAAAAUCCUGGCCGCGGCUUCUUAGGGCGAGAACCGAGGAUUCCGAUGUACGAAAGCUUGGGAAUCGACAACGCCAUCUCUCCCGGAAGCAUCGAGAGCUUCACCAAUCUAAUGUGGCCUCAAGGAAACCCUAAUUUCAGUGAGGUUGUGAGUUCGUAUUUGAGGAAAAUGGCGGAAUUGGACCAAAUUGUGAGGAAGAUGAUCCACGAAUGCUUUGGUCUAGAAAAACACCUAAACAACCACAUGAACUCGACGGAAUAUUCCCUGAGAUUCCACAUGUAUGACGGCGUCGAGAACGGCACCAAAUCGGUCGGACUUAAACACCACAUGGAUCAGAACUACCUGACGAUAUUGCAGCAGAGCGAAACUUUAGGAUUAGAGGUGAAGACGAAGGGCGGAGAUUGGGUAGCUCCACAGUGCUCUCUAGAUUCGUUCAUCGUCAUGACCGGACUGUCCUUCCGCGCGGUUACGAACGGGCGGCUUUAUGCGCCGCUCCAUGGAGUGAUGAUGAAAGGGGAGAAGACGAGGUAUUCGAUUACGCUGUUCUGUGCACCGCAGGCGCAGAGUGAAGUGAAGCCGGCGGAGGAGAUGGUGGACGAAGAGCAUCCAUUGCAGUACCGGCCGUUCGAGUAUGGAAAGUUCCGGCAGUAUUUUCUCACCGGCGGAGGCUUUGAUUCCGACGAUACUCUCAGGGACUUCGCUGGAAUUUGAACUGCUUGAAAAUUAAAUUAAUGUGUGAUGUUUGGGACAGCAAUAUAUAUAUAUAUAUGUGUGUGUUUUAUUUUA